AGGUGGAGGGGCUAGGAAACUCUCGCCUCAAAGCUCUCUGAAUGAUGCGAUUGACCCCGCCGACUGUUUCAUAACUAGUCUUCAUUGUGUGGUUUGUUGUGCAAAGGAAGAAUCCACGACCGAAAGAGCUUGCCUCGCGGGUUGAGACGUGGUCACGGGACACUUCCACGUUGUCGAUGUGGCAUUUUCGAUGUCCACGACGGCCAGUAAUAAGCUAUUGGCUGUGAAUGCUUGCUGCCGCAGCCCUGCUCAAGUAUUUGCAGCAUUGCAGUCUUCACCCGUGGGGCCUUCUGUUAUUUAUGCACUGCUCUGCCAAAAUCGGGCUGAUGAGCACCGGCAACAGCAGCUCUUGAGAAGAGUGGAUUCUCCUCUGACUCCGUUCGUUUGCUUCGCGAAGCCCCGCGAUCGCGGGAUGACAACGCAAUGCUGCUCAGACCCACUCCGUCCCAAGGAUCUGAAGCUCUUGCAGCUCUGAACUCCACUGCUCUUUCGAAGCCAAAGCAGUCGCCAUGUGGCUGUCAAUGACUGCUGUCAGACGGUUUUUGUUCAGCCAAAUUCU
Messenger RNA from Parathielavia appendiculata, 559 nucleotides. RefSeq lists its product as uncharacterized. The record is from RefSeq and is a predicted model, not a curated record. Lineage: Eukaryota; Fungi; Ascomycota; Sordariomycetes; Sordariales; Chaetomiaceae. Bases 191 to 475 code for a protein of 94 amino acids. The transcript has a single exon.